Molecule: messenger RNA, 2118 nt
Organism: Loa loa (African eye worm)
Lineage: Eukaryota; Metazoa; Nematoda; Chromadorea; Rhabditida; Onchocercidae
Exons: 14
Coding region: 1-1872 (623 amino acids)
Biological process (GO): mRNA splicing, via spliceosome
Cellular component (GO): nucleus
Molecular function (GO): RNA lariat debranching enzyme activity
Source: RefSeq, a predicted model, not a curated record
AUGGGAUACUCCAGAGUGCGUAUACGGGUGGAGUGUUUUGCACUUCUCGUACGCAAUCAGAUUGAGACACAUAUUCUUCAGAAUGAAUCGGACAAAGGCUGGUUAUGUCAUCCGAAUCGUAUCAGACAUCAGGUAUGGUGUAGUGACCGGGAUGUUUAUGCAUUAGCUGAGAUUAUUUUGUUGCUAUCUGAAAGAGUGAUCAUGAACGAUAGUACAAGAAAUAAAUGUAAAUCAGAACAAAACGAUAUUUCGGCAUUAUUCGAGGAGCAGCCAUCCACUUCGGCAAGUUCAACUGUUACCGAAUCUACUAAACGACAAAAACUAAGUCGUAAAGUUCAUAUCGCAGUUGCUGGAUGUUCGCAUGGUGAAAUGGAUAAAAUUUAUGCAACAGUAGCAGAGAUCGAACGACGAGAAGGCUAUAAGUUCGAUUUGCUCAUCAGCUGCGGUGACUAUGAGGCAAUUCGAAACUAUGGUGACUUGAAGCAUAUGCAUGCGCCUGAGAAAUAUCGGCAUCUGCAAAGCUUUCAUCGCUAUUACUCCGGCGAAUUAGAGGCACCAGUAUUAACAAUUUUUGUUGGAGGAAAUCAUGAAGCAUCGGGUUAUCUGCAAGAAUUGCCUUAUGGUGGAUGGGUUGCCCCGAAAAUUUUUUAUUUAGGGCAUGCAUCUGUUGUACAAUUUGCAGGACUCCGAAUAGCUGGUCUUUCAGGCAUCUAUAAUAAAAAUGACUAUAAUACAGGUCAUUGGGAACGUCCACCAUUUAUUGAUUAUGGUGCAGUUGUUUCCGCUUAUCAUGUCCGUUCUGUCGAUGUAUUUCGUCUAAAGCAGUUGAAGCCAAGGAAUCCAAAUGAACCACCAAUCGAUAUAAUGGUGACACAUGACUGGCCAGCAGGCAUUACAGAUUAUGGCGAUGUUAAGCAAUUACUGAGGUUGAAACCUUAUUUUGAAGAGGAUUUGAAAAAGAAUGCGAUUGGGAAUCCUGCUACAAUGACAUUAUUACAUGUAUUGAAGCCACGUUACUGGUUAGCAGCACAUAUGCAUUGUUUAUUUGCAGCUUUAGUACCCCAUCCGAAUAAAAAUGACCGGGAAAAUGAUUUUGAACCAACCAGAUUCCUUUCACUGGAUAAGCCACUUCCACGAAGGCAUUUUCUGCAGGCUUUAGAAUUUGAUGUUGAUCAAAAUGUUUCGCUAAAUCUCUCGUAUGACCCGACAUGGUUAGCAAUUCUGAGAGCAACAAACGCUCUUACAUCAGUAGACAAAAAUAAUAUCUACAUGCCGUCACAACAUACAUGCAAUGAGCGUUGGGACUUCAGACCGACAGAAGAAGAACUAACAAAAGUGGACGAAAUAUAUGGUGGGGAUUUUACAGUUCCAAUGAAUUUUAAGAUGACAGCGAGGCCACACAGAGUAGAUGAAACGAACGAUAGUUCUCAAGAAUUGUAUUACAGAAAUCCUCAGUCGACAGAGUUUUGUGCAAAACUUGGGAUCAAAGAUUUAAAUGAAAUGCUCUGUUCACUUUCGAUGGAUGGUCUUGGUAUCCCGUAUUACAUUAACAAAAAUAACGAUUCGGAAGUUGUUCUGAAAAGCCGAACCCUUGAAAAAAAAGAGGAUUUCGACGAUAAAAGCGAUUUCAUUAUUGAUAGAAAUCCAUUACCUAAAUCGUUGUUACUGGAGGAUUUCAAAACACCGGCUGUAACAAAUAAUGAUGAAUUUGACAAGCAUCCAUCCAGUACUGUUAAUGGUUGUGAAAAAAGGAGUCAUUAUGGUGUUGACGAAGGAUUGCAACUUAGUGGCUCGAAAAUCUUGCGACGACAUUUAAUCAUUGAUAUUAAUGAAGAUAAGUCAACACAGGGAACCAGUCACCAUUCGUGUUAGCUUGGUUUUACUACGCAACAUUCGAUUUAUUAUCAAGCACUUUUUAAUUUUCGUGAAUUGCAGAAUUUGCUUAGAUGAUUAUUUCGUUGCAUUUACCACGUAUUUUCAUCAUCCCCGCCUCUGAGUUGAAGUUGGUUUUCAAAGAAAUUUCGUGCAUAACAUACUUUUUCUUCUAAAAUAGGAAAAAUUUUUAGUAAUGAUUGCCAUUACAGUCGGAGUUGUUUGCUCACUGAAGCAGUUUUCCCG